AUGUCGAGAAUACUACACAAUCGUAUGAGAGCAUCACUUAAAAAAUCAACACAAUGGACUGUAGUGGACAAAAGAGCAGUUGCAUUCUCAGUCUGGACUGGCCGCAGUGUCCUACUCCACAAACCUAUAGACACCAGCCAUGUGCAGAGAAGACGGUAUGGCAUGCUUGUGGCCCGUGCAGUCAGAGGAGUGUUGAAGAUUAGAUACCUGCUGCUCGGAGGAGCCGUAGGAGGCGGAAUGACUUUAAAUAAGAAAUACUCUGAAUGGAAGGAUGGCCUUCCAGACAUGGGUUGGCUGAAUGAACUUCUCCCAGAUAAUGAUAAAUGGGAUCAGUUCACCACAACUCUAAUUGAGGCUAAAGAGAAGAUUUCAGACCAGUUGCAAAUUGAUCCGCGCCUGCGGGACAUGGGGAUUGCGAGAGCGUCCGAGCUCCGGGAGUGGCUGUCGCAGAGGUACGAAGAUGCUGUUGCUGCUGCUGCUGUCACCGAUUCCUCCAGUCUAGAGCAACCGGCGAAGAUAGUGAAUAACUUGCAGAGCAAGCCGCAACCUGUCGCCCAGAGAUCUACUGACGACAACAGCAGCUAUGAGAAACGUGUGCACGUUCUCCAGGAAGAGGUGCUCGCUUUACAAGCACGCUACCAGAGAGAGUUGCAGAGACUAGAGCAAGAGAAUCGGGAACUGAGACAACAGAAUAUGCUCCUGAGGCAAGGACGACAACCGUCUACUAGGAAAAUGAAGCGUUCCCUAAUCGACAUGUACUCGGCGGUGUUAGACGAGCUGUCAGGUUGGGACGCUGGUGAGACGGAUCGUCUACCAAGAGUGGUGGUAGUAGGCGACCAGUCCGCCGGUAAGACCUCCGUGCUGGAGAUGAUAGCACAGGCCAGGAUAUUCCCGAGGGGGGCUGGAGAAAUGUGUACGAGAGCUCCAGUCAAGGUGACGCUCUCAGAAGGUCCGUACCACGUGGCACAGUUCAGAGAUUCUGCGCGGGAGUUUGAUCUCAAUAAAGAGUCUGACUUAGCAGAUCUGAGAAAGGAGGUGGAGCUGCGCAUGCGCAACAGCGUGCGCGGGGGCCGCACGGUGUCGAGCGAGGUGAUCUCCAUGGCCGUCAAGGGGCCCGGCCUGCAUCGCAUGGUGCUCGUUGACCUGCCCGGCGUCAUCUCGACUCAGACGGUGGAUAUGGCGUCAGACACUCGGGAUGCCAUCAAACAGAUGACUAUGAAGUAUAUGGACAAUCCCAACGCUAUCAUAUUAUGUAUACAGGACGGGUCGGUGGACGCGGAGCGCAGCAACGUGACGGACCUGGUGUCGUCGUGCGACCCCUCGGGGAAGAGGACCAUCUUCGUGCUCACCAAGGUCGACCUGGCCGAGGAGAACCUCGCCAACCCCAAUAGGAUCCGCCGCAUCUUGGAAGGCAAGCUGUUCCCGAUGAAGGCGCUGGGCUACUACGCCGUGGUCACGGGCCGCAGUCGCAAGGAUGACUCCAUACAGAACAUCCGGGAGUACGAGGAACGGUUCUUCAGAUCCUCUAAACUAUUCAAAGACGGUCUGGUGACCCCAUCGCAAGUGACGACCCGCAACCUGUCCCUGGCCGUGGCGGACUGCUUCUGGCGCAUGGUGAGAGCUUCCGUGGAGCAGCAGGCUGACGCCUUCAAGGCCAUGAGGUUCAACCUGGAGACUGAGUGGAAGAACACUUUCCCGAGACAGCGCGAGCUGGACCGCGACGAGCUGUUCGAGCGCGCGCGCGCCGAGCUGCUGGACCAGUCGGCCGAGCUGUCGGCCGUGGCCGCCAACGUGUGGGAGCUGCGCCUGCAGCACGCGCUGUGGCAGGCCGCCGCCGAGCGCGUGUUCGGCAACAUCUACCUGCCCGCCGCCGCCACCGCGCACGCCGACGUCGCCCUAGUUCCCCGACAAGUGAAGUGCAACACGGCAGACGGUAACCAAUCCACAAUAUGGCUGGACCCGUACGACUUUGACAACAAUAAAUUCAACACCGCCGUUGACAUAAAACUCCGCGAGUGGGCAGAAGCUGAGCUACCUACCACCUCGAUCAGAGCCGGUCGUGAAGCUUUGAGGGAAGAGUUCACGGAUCUCAUGUCCAGGGCUCAGGACUCGGACCCUGUGUAUGAGCCUGUGAAGAAGGAGGCUGUAGAAGAGGCGUUGAGAAGGCAUCAGUGGGAGGACAGAGCGCAGGAUGUGCUCCGGGUCUUACAGCUGAACGCUCUUCAAGACCGCUGCGUGUCGUCGCGCCAGGACUGGGACGCGGCCGUCACGCUCAUGGACAGCGCUGUCAAGGAGAGGCUCGACUUGGUCAACAAGGAGCUCAAGGAUCUCACAGGCCCCGGGCUGAAGGAGCGCUGGCUGUACUGGCAGGCCAGCUCGGACGAGCAGGCUCGGCGCGGCGAGGUGCGGGGCGAGCUGGAGCGCCUGGGCGUGGCGCGGCCCGCGCUGGCCUACGACGAGGUGGUGGCCGUCAGGGACAACCUGCGCCGCCGCGGCAUCGACGUCGACAACGACUACAUACGGGAGACGUGGAAACCGGUCUACCUCAGGAACUUCCUACUGCGCGCCCAGACACGCGCGCGCGACUGUCGGAAGAGCUUCUACCUGUACAGCCAACAGAACGGGAACGGGAAAGAAUGCUGCGAGGUGGUGAUGUUCUGGCGCGUACAGCAGACCCUCAGGACCACGGCCAACGCGCUGCGACAACAGAUCGGGAACCGGGAGGCCAACAGGCUUGACCGGGAACUUAGGGAAGUUUUGGAUGAGAUGGCAGCUGAUCCUGAACUAAAGAAGAAGCUGCUAUCAGGGAGGAGAGUAGAACUAGCAGAAGAAUUAAAGAGAGUAAGACAAGUGCAAGAGAAAUUAGAAGAGUUCAUAGAGGCGCUCAACAAAGAGAAAUAA
Molecule: messenger RNA, 2901 nt
Organism: Arctia plantaginis
Lineage: Eukaryota; Metazoa; Arthropoda; Insecta; Lepidoptera; Erebidae
Source: the annotation of a GenBank genome assembly